Molecule: messenger RNA, 836 nt
Organism: Rhagoletis pomonella (apple maggot)
Lineage: Eukaryota; Metazoa; Arthropoda; Insecta; Diptera; Tephritidae
Product: multiple inositol polyphosphate phosphatase 1-like
Exons: 3
Coding region: 156-836 (226 amino acids)
Molecular function (GO): inositol phosphate phosphatase activity; acid phosphatase activity
Source: RefSeq, a predicted model, not a curated record
GAUUGCUGAUUUGACGUUUCCACUUAUUAAUUGUUUACGUUUCUUCUAUCUCCCGUGCAACUAUUUUAUAAUUUAUCUGUUUUUUAAUUUAAAUACAUUUCCCAUUUUAUUUUAUUGACAAAUUUUUGAAUCUAUUCCUCUGGAAUACUGCAGAAAUGCUAGAGUGUCUUUUGUAUUUGUUGUUAAUUUUUGUCGAUGGGGGCUUCAUCUUGGAGGCUACGGCGAAGUCGGAUUCAGCUGCAGGUCGUGAAGAAGUAUUCCUAGGGGAAACCCAGUGUGCCAAUUUAAAACGUCACGAGAUUGAACCGCAUCUAUCUACUAAAACCCCUUAUCGUGUUGUUGCUAACUUAGACGAUAAGCCCAUCGCCUAUCCAGGGUGCCGCGCAACUCGUAUUUGGUCAAUAAUACGACACGGUACGCGUAAUCCCAGCAAAGAGCACAUUGAAGGAGCAAAGCUGAAACUAGUGCGAUUGAAGGAACAAAUUCUUUUGAAUCCUCAAACUAAGUUAUGCCCUGAAGAAUUGGCUCGGCUUCGUCUUUGGCAUUUCAAUGUAAGCAGUCAGGAAGAAAAAUACCUUACCGCUGAAGGUGAGGAAGAACUAAUUGCUUUGGCAGAGCGCAUGCAGAAACGUUUUCCAGAUUUGUUGCCCGAACAAUACCAUCCCAGUUUAUAUUAUUUCAAAUAUACAAAGACGCAACGCACACUAAAAAGCGCACAGAGUUUUACUACAGGUCUUUUCGGAAGGCAUGCCAUCGGAGCUGUUGAGUAUCCAGAAGCCUUGCAUCAGGAUCCAGUGCUAAGGCUUGAGGAAGACAAUAAAAGCGUACUAAGGUAA